CCUUAGUAAGAUGGCCCAUCCCACUCGGAAGCUUUGCUUUACUAAAAAAAAAACAUUUACACAAACCCCAUGCUAUUUCAUUAUGUUUCUACUUUAUUUGAUUCUAUUCCGUUGGUUGAGAGUCGUGAACAUGUUUUGUUGUUGUGGUAAGGUUUUUGAUCGCCUUCUUUUUGCAAAAGCCACGGCAAUCGAUUCCCUCCUGGUCUAAAUAAAAACACAGAUCGUUAAUCGAUUCUCCGUUAGCAAAGACUAGAACCCGAUUGGUUUAGCGAUUCUCCCACGCUUAGUUAUUCUCAUUCGCUCAGACUGGAAAUCGAUCCACGUAAGAAAAAUGAUGAUUGGGAAUCGAUCUGCAGGCGUUUAAAGUCCGAUCGGUGCCAUCCAUCGCUGGAGCGGACUAAACAAAUUAAAAGUUUUUUUUAUUUUAACGUAAAUAAAAUAUAUUUUUUAAAAUCAUAAAAUGGUACGCAGUGUAACGGAGAAGAGUAAAUAAACUCACGCGUGCAUAUAUUUUUUUUAAACUUCCACUGUCAUCAGCAGCAGCAGCAGCGUUAACUAGUUUGACAGCCGUACAUGUAUUCAACUACGAAGACGUCAACAAUAUUAGUUACCUCAGGAAGCAGCAGCAGCAACAUCAACAUCAGGAAUAACAACAAUAUCAGCAGCAGCAGUCGUUACAUCGAUCAUCAUCAUCAGCAACGACAUAAAUCCUGAUCAGAUGUAACAUCAACAACAGAAGUAGUGACAUCAACAUCAGCCAACUUCGUUAUCAUCAUCAGCAGCGGCAACAGCGUGAGCAGCAGUGCCGCCUUCCUGGUCCGGUCUCGUGUUUUGUCAUCGCCGAUCAUUUCCACGUCCACGGUUGUUCUUCCCAUCCUGGCUCACCUCUUCAAAACCACCUCUUCACUCGGAUCAGCCUCGCCGGCAGCAGCAGCAGCAGGAGGAGGAGGAGGAGGGAGGGUUGCUGGCGGCCGCGAGAUGCACGUGCUGCUGGAGCUGCUGGUGGUGAGCGCGCGCGUGGCGCUGUCGUUCGCCGUCGCCGCCCUGCGCUGGCUGCGUCCGCGGGCGCCCAAGAGCGUCCUCCACGAGGUGUGCCUGGUGACGGGGGCGGCGCGCGGGCUCGGCCGCCUCUUCGCGCUGGAGCUGGCGACGCGCGGCGUCGACACGCUCGUGCUCUGGGACGUGGACGGAGAGGGCAACGAGGAGACGGCCGCCCUCGCCCGCGGGGCCGCCGCCGACGCCGGUGUGGCAUGCCCGCGCGUGCUGGCGUACACGUGCGACGUGUCGAAGCGCGUCGACGUGUACCGCGUGGCGGGCCUGGUGCGGCGCGACGCGGGCGACGUCACGCUGCUCGUGAACAACGCGGGCGUCGUGUCGGGGCGCCCGCUCCUCGACUGUCCCGACGAGCUGCUCGAGAGGACCAUGGCCGUCAACCUGCACGCCCUCUUCUGGGUCACCAAGGCGUUCCUGCCGGCGAUGUUGGAGAAAAAUCACGGCCAUAUGGUGACCAUCGCCAGCUCCCUGGGCCUCUUCAGCACGGCCGGCAUUGAGGAUUACUGCGCCAGUAAAUUUGGCGCCGUGGGAUUCCACGAGUCUCUGAGCCACGAGAUCAAGGCGAUGGAGCGCGACGGCGUGAAGACCACACUCGUGUGCCCCUACCUCGUCCAGACCGGCAUGUUCCAUGGGUGCCGGAUGCGUAAGGAGGUGGAGACGUACGUGCUGCCCCCGCUGCAGCCGGAGAAGUGCGUGCAGCAGGCGAUGAGAGCCAUCCUCACCGACCAGCCCGUGCUGUGUAUGCCGCGCCUCAUCUACCUCGUCGUCUUCAUCAAGAGUAUCCUCCCCUGGGAGGCUGUCGUGGCCAUGUACCGCUUCCUGGGAGCGGACAAGUGUAUGUACCCGUUCUUCGAGGAGUGCAAGCGGCGGACCAACAACAACCAGGAGCUGUGACCAGCCCAGCCGCCACCCACCGGGCCCCCCGCCACCUAGGAAUGGGGCCCUCCAAACCUCCUGCUAGGGCUCUCCGAUGCCUAAUCAUAGGACCCACCCACUACCUAUGGAUGAGUCCUGCCAAUACCCAAAGAUGGGGCUCCUCUAAGCGUACCGUUGCGCUCCCCGCAACCUGUAGAUGGACUGCACGAUACCUAAUAGUGCGUGCACUAAGACCUACAGAUAUGGGCCCCUGGAAAUUACUGAUGAAUGGGCCCCACAAUACCUCGGGGGCGCCACAGUCGCCUGGUAUCCUGGAGUUCGUGGGUUCGAUCCCUACCCUGACUCCUGCAUAUCUGGAGUUUGCACGUCUCUCUCCAUGUGGUCACGUAGAUUUUUUUUCUCGGGGCCCUCCGGUUUUUCUCUCCACAUUUAGAAUCAACAUGCAUUUCGAGUAUUUGCCUGCUAUAAAUGUCCACGUGGUAAGCCACCUCGUUGAGAUAUCAUUUGUGAUAGCCAGGUCGUGUCUGAAAAAUACAUUUCUAGUUUUAAUCAUGGGACGCCCCCCCCCCCCCCCCC
Petromyzon marinus (sea lamprey) is the source of this 2505-nucleotide messenger RNA. RefSeq names its product retinol dehydrogenase 10-like. The record is from RefSeq and is a predicted model, not a curated record. Gene Ontology annotation, cellular component: lipid droplet. Gene Ontology annotation, molecular function: oxidoreductase activity, acting on the CH-OH group of donors, NAD or NADP as acceptor. NCBI's taxonomy places the organism in Eukaryota, Metazoa, Chordata, Hyperoartia, Petromyzontiformes, Petromyzontidae.